AUGUACAGUUUUAUGGGAGGAGGGCUGUUCUGUGCCGGAGUGGGGAAUAUACUCCUGAUCGUUUCCACAGCAACAGAUUAUUGGAUGCAGUACCGUCACUCAAACAACUUCAUGCACCAGGGCCUAUGGAGAUACUGCACGCCUGGCAAAUGCUUCACACACACGGACAGCAUCGCCUACUGGGACGCCACGCGCGCCUUCAUGAUCCUGUCGCUGCUCGCGUGCUUCUUCGGCAUCAUCAUCGGUAUCAUGGCCUUCAUCCACUACUCCACCUUCGACAGGUUUGAUAAGACCUUCGCCGCAGGCACGCUCUUCUUCAUCUCCUGCUUUUUCGUGUUCCUGGCCAUGGCCGUGUACACGGGAGUGACUAUGAACUAUUACGGCAAACGCUACGGCAGCUGGCGCUUCUCCUGGUCCUACAUCAUCGGCUGGGUGGCGGUGGUGCUCACCUUCUUUUCAGGUAUUUUCUAUAUGUGCGCCUACCGGAUGCAUGAAUGCCCCAGAAACCCGGCUCCUCACUAG
Messenger RNA from Colossoma macropomum (tambaqui), 522 nucleotides. It is a transcript of the gene lim2.1, whose product is annotated as lens intrinsic membrane protein 2.1. The transcript is spliced from 4 exons. Gene Ontology annotation, cellular component: plasma membrane. The coding region runs from base 1 to 522 and encodes 173 amino acids. Lineage: Eukaryota; Metazoa; Chordata; Actinopteri; Characiformes; Serrasalmidae. Gene Ontology annotation, molecular function: structural constituent of eye lens. The record is from RefSeq and is a predicted model, not a curated record.